UUGGUAUACCACAAUCGUGGCAUACCAAGUAUUGUAAUCGUCGGAAAAACCGACCACCUCAGAUCGGGCUCAAACUUGGUAUAAGCACGUUUUAGACAUCCCACAUUACGAAAAUGGUGGUGGAAAAUUUUUGAUCCGGCCGGCCUGCCGGCCGGCCUGCCGGCCUUCCGGCCGGUGGUCAAAACUUUGCCUUAUAACUUUUAAACGACAUGAGAUAGAGACUUCCGGUUUGAAGUUUUCUAUAGAAAUAUGGGUGUAAAAUUUCAUUUUUUCGUAUUUUCAAAAUCCAAGAUGGCCGCCAUCCGCCAUUUUGAACUACCGUCAACCACAUCCCUUAUAGCUAGAGAUCUGAAAUUUUAGUAUGUUUUAGAGCUCAGUGAGACAUUUUCAUCGAUAAUUCAUACUUGACAAUCGGUCAAGCCGUUUAGCAAAUAUGGCGGCCUAAAGCAAAAAGUGUUUUUUCGAUAUAACUCGAAAACGGCUUGACCGAUUUUGAUCAUCUUGGUAUCAAAUGAAAGGUUUCAAAAAGCCCUACAACUGUUUAGAACAUUCCAAGUUCCAAAAAUGACCGCAAGAGGCGCUAAAAUCAAAAACAAAAAUUGCCUAAAUUUAAGGGGCAAUAUCUUCUAAUCCCGAUUAUCGAUUUUCUUUAAAUUUUGAUAUGUUGUAGCCUGAGUCAAUAUCUUUCAUCAGUCCGAAAAUGAAGAAAAUCUAUGUCGCCGUUUAGAAGAUAUAGCCAUUUGAAAAUUUCUUGAAUUUGAAAAGUUCUAAGAACUAUAUCUCUUGAACGGCUUGUCCGAUUUUGCUCAACUUGGUAUCAAAUUAAAGGUUUUGCAAUUCUCUACAACUCGCUAGAACAUCAGAAACCUCUAGAACCAUUUCUUGAUGACGAAAAAUGCCAAAAACGGUUUUUGUAAAACAAAAAGUCGCCAUUUUGUGUUCUAGAGGUGACCUUGAAAAGUAUCUUAAUAUAUCCCAAAUUAUAGCCUGUUUCAAGAUCUUUCCAAAACUAUUCAAGAAAUUUCUGUAGGUGUUAUAGAGCCAGAAAUAUGACAAUUUUUAUACUUUAAAUUAAUGAAUUUCACAAAAACUUCUGUUAUUUUACACAAAAUUAAUUAUAUAUUCCAAUUUGUAGUAAAAUCACAUAAAGGAAUGUAUUUUUUAAUGUCUUUUUUUCGUUUUUUUUCUCACGUUACGGUUUAUUUUUAUGAAUUCGAACUUUCAACGGAUAAAAUAUUUUAAAUCUCUUUCUAAGAUCGAAGUGAUCGAUGAGUUGACAUUCAGAGCAAAACAAAAAAAAGUGCAGAAGAAAACGUGCAGAAGAAAAAGUGAAGAAGAAAAUCACAAAAAAUCACGUGAAAAAUUAUUUAAAUUGAAAAAAAAAAGAAGUGAAAGUUAAGAAACACUAAGUGCUGUGGUAUGGAGGGUGGACGGAAGGAGAAAUGUGGACAAGGAGGGCCGGAAUUUAAAGGAAAUUUUCGCUCACCAAAAAAGGGCGAAAAUUAUUGGAGUGGUGCCAGGAUUUUAGGAGUAGCAUAUUAUUUGUGUUGCGCCCUAAAAACUGAAGACUUCCCGAUCGUCUCGUGGUCGGGAAGUUCCCCUUGUGGGAUCAUAAACCAAAAAAUCAAAAAUAUCAAAAAAAUCAAACACACACACAAAUUAAAAUAUAGAAACAAAUUUAAACGCACACAUACAAAAGCACAUUUAAAAAAUAAAAACACACAUUCAAAAACAUAUUUAAAAAAUUUAAUACGAACAUAUAUGAAGAAACCUCUAAAAUUGUAUGGAGGUGGAUUCAAAAAGAAAAAAGUAUCUGUAUUUAAAAAUAAAAAAUACUUUGAAAAUUUAGGUAUUGUAAAACCGACUAUAAUAAUAAGAGGAUCUUACUAUCAAGAUAAUUUAACACUUUUUGGUCCCAUAUCAAAUAAUAAACAAUGUACGGCAAAUGCCAUAAUAGCAAUAAUUGCAUCACAUUUAUACAAAAUAGAAAAUUGGAAUGAAAAUCUUAUAAAUGAAAUUUUAUUUGAAGGAGAUAAACUUUAUAAUAUAAAUAUUAAUAAAACGAAAGAAGGUUUACUGAAUGCUGAAGAUAUUGUAGACAAAGAAGACAGAAACAUUUGUGUAUUUGGAAAGAAAAUUACCCUAAAUUGUAUAACAUCAUGUUAUGAAGAAUUGCAAGGAGAAUUUUAUGGAAAAUUAGAAUAUAAAACUUUUGAGUAUUCACUGAAAUACUUUUUUGAUCAUUUCGCAUAUGGUGUAAUUACAUGCUCUAAUUUAAGUGUAGCAAUACUUAAACAAGAUGAUUAUUUUUAUAUUUACGAUAGUCAUUCAAGAGGUGAAUUUGGUCAAAUCGUAUAUGAAAAAGGUAGAGCAGUUCUUUGUGGAUAUAGUCAUAUUAAUCAUAUAUACAAUAUUUUGAAAUAUAAUUUCUUCCACGGCAGCGAAAAUUACAAUGGUGAAAAAUUGUUCACAAUCACUCCUUUUGAAAUAUCAUCAAACGAUAUUCAAAAGGAUGGUGAAAAAGGUGAACAGUUUGACACCAUCCUUUCAAAUAAAAAUUCAAAUCAAAAUAAAAUCAAUCUCACAUACACAAAUUCUAAAACACUUAAUUUAACUAAGUCUAUAAGUUACACAGAACCUUCACAAAGUAAAUAUAUGCUUAAAAAGAAAAGAGAAAAAAAUAAAGAUUAUAUGAAAACUAGACAUAAAAUUGAAAGAACAGACUCUAAUAAAAAAGAAGAAGAUAAUAUUAAGAGAAAGAUAAGACACAAAAUUGAACGAACAGACCCAGUUAAGAAAGAAGAAGAUAAUAAGAAACGAAUAAAAAGACUUAAAAUAGAAGAGUUGGAUACAAAGAAAAAGGAGAAAAAUAAUAUGAAAAGAAAAGAAAGACAUAAAAUUACACGAACAGACCCAGUUAAGAAAGAAGAAGACAAUCAUAAACGAACUAAGAGACGUAAAAUAGAAGAGUUAGAUCCGAAGAAAAAGGAAAAAAAUAAUAUAAAAAGAAAAGAAAGACAUAAAAUUGAACGAACAGACUCUUAUAAAAAAGAAGAAGAUAAUAUUAAGAGAAAGAUUAGACACAAAAUUGAAAGAACAGACCCAGUUAAGAAAGAAGAAGAUAACUAUAAACGAACUAAAAGACGUAGAAUAGAAGAGUUGGACACAAAGAAAAAGGAAAAAAAUAAUAAAAAAAGGAAAGAAAGACAUAGAAUUGAAAGAUCUGUUAAAAAUAAAAGAGAUAUUGAAAAUUUAAAACGUAAAAACAGACAUAAAAAAGAAAGAAUGGAUCCUAAAAAAAGGGCUAAAGAAAAUCUAGCAAGAAAAAUAAGACUUAGGCUGGAACGUAAACGAGCUAAAAUUAGGAAUAUUCUAAAAAUAUUGAGAUAUGAAAAAUCUAUGAACAAGAAAACAAAUAUAUUUGAAGAUUUCAAAUCAAUUAAAGAUAAACGUUUGAUUACUUUUUACAGACGAAAUAUUAAUACAAAAAGAUUGAAAGAAAAAUAUAAAAGAAUUCAAGAAAUAAAGGAUAAAGAUAAAAAUAAUGGAACUGGUAAUCCCCCUAAAAACAAAGAAAUAUAUGAAAAACUAAUUAUGCAAUUUAGAAAGAAUAAAACAAAAUCUCUUGAAAGAAUGAUUAAAAAGCCCUUAAAGAAAAGGUUAAGUAAAUACAUGAAACACAAAAUAAUUCAAAUUAAAGACAAAAGUAAAACAAUAUUAGAAUUUUUCAAUGUAACUCGAAAAAAGGUUCCAAAUUAUGUUUGUGCAUCUUGUGAAGGACUAUUUUUUAAACAUUCAGUUCAACUUUUGAACAUUGAAAAGUGUAAAUAUCACGAUAAGAAUUAUUUGGAGGAAAUAAGUAAAAUAUCUGAUUACUGUUGUACAACAUGCUAUAAUUCGCUUAACAAAAACAAACUGCCCACGUUGGCAACUAAAAAUGGUCUUAAGUUUCCUGAAAUUCCAGAAUGUCUGUUAGAAUUGAACGAACUUGAAGAAAGAAUGUGUUCACCGAUUAUCCCUUUUAUGACAAUUCGCGAAUUGAAACAUUAUCUUUUGAAUGCGCAAAAAAGUUUGAAAGGAAGUACUGUACAUAUUCCUGUAGAAGUCAAUGAAAUGCUACAAGUUUUGCCUCGAACAUUUGAUAAUAUGCAAACUGUUCAGGUAAAACUACUAAGGCAUUUAAAAUACAAAAAUCACUACAUGUUUCAAACAGUUAGACCACCAUAUAUUAUAAGAGCUAUGAAAUAUUUGGUAACAACACCUUUGUACAAAGAAAAAAACAUUACACUAGAUGAAAAAUAUGUAAAUGUUAAUGAAAAUGUUGAUGAAAUUAAUUUUAUUGUAGACCCCAAAGAUGAUGAAGUAGACAUAUAUGAUAAAGAAACACAAAAGAUAUUAAAUGUAUAUGAUCUCGAGACACAAAAAAUGGAUGAUGUAUAUGAUAAAAUGACACAAAAAAUUAUUGAUGUAUAUAAUGUUGAAACACAAAAAAUAGAAAAUGAAAAUGUAAUUAAAAAGACAAUUGAUUUAACACAAAUGUCAAACGAAUUAAAUAAUAAUCCAACUGUAGAACAAAAUGAAAAUGACUUGAAAAAUAUUUUGGAAGAAACUAUUCUUAAAGAUACAAAUAUAUUAAAAUUUUGGCAAUUAGCGAAUAAACAAUUCCCUACAAAUGUAAUGCAAGAUCUCCUUUAUAUAAAUGCAGGAGAAUUGCAACGGCAACAAAGAACUUAUGUAAAGAAAUUUCCAAAAGAUUGUAAAAACGUACAAAUACUGUUUUUGAAGCCAAAUAAUCCAAAUGGCAUAGGACAUUAUGUAACAACUUUACAUGAAAAUGGCACUAUACAUGUAUACGACUCUCUACAUUUGCAAAAAAUCGAUCAAGAUUGUAUUAAUUUUCUUACUGAUAUAUACCCAGAAUCUCUUAUAGAUGGAAAAUUGCAAAUUAAAUUUGAGAAAACAUUUCAACAAAACGAUAGCUUAUCAUGUGGAGUACAUGCAAUAGCUAAUUCUGUAACCCUUCUCUAUGAUCUUAAUCCAAGCCAUAUGUCAUACAAUGUAAAAGAAAUGAGAAAUCAUUUGUACAAUAUGCUCUGUUCUCAAAAAAUCACAGUGUUCCCUGUCAAUUUAGAAAAACAAAAUGAUGUACUUAUGAAAGAUAUUUUAAUGACUAAUUCACAAAUUAAAACACAACCUAAAAAUAAAAAUACUGAAGAUGACAGAGAAAAAAUACUAGAAAAUUGUUAUCUUACAGAUAAGCAUAUAUAUGAUUUUUGGAAUCAAGCAAAUGAUCAAUUUAAAAAUAAUGUAAUGCAAGACAUUUUGUUUAUAGAUGCUGAAUCUCUUAAACAACAACAAGAAUAUAUACAAAAAUUCCCUAAAGAUUUUAGAAAUGUUCAAAUACUAUUUUUGAAACCAACAUACGAAAAUGAGAUUGGUCAUUAUGUUACAACCCUACACGAAAAUGGCAUAAUAUAUGUAUAUGAUUCCCUAUUUUUACAAAGACUUGAUCAAGAUUCCAUAGCGUUUUUGAAAACUAUAUAUCCAGAAUCAAUUGAAAAUGAUCAAAUAGAACUUAAGUUUGAAAAGACUUUUCAACAAAAUGAUAGUUUAUCAUGCGGUGUACAUGCAAUAGCUAAUUCUGUAACCCUACUCCAUAAUCUAAAUCCUAGCCAUAUGUCAUACAAUGUAAAAGAAAUGAGAAAACACUUGUAUAAUAUGCUUAAUUCAAAAACUAUAACAAUGUUUCCUAUUGAUUUGAAAAUUGAAACAAAAACUGAAUUCAAAGAUAUUAUUAAAACAAUUAAAGUACCAGAAAAUAAUAUACCAGUAAAACAUGAAAAUCCUGAAGAAGUACCAGAUGAAUUUGAUCUAAUAGAUGAAGAUAUAAUGAUUCUUAAUUUGACCGAUAUUGAAAUAAAACAAGCUCAAAUUCAAAUGAUGGCCCCUGGCAUGAACAAACGUCCUGUUUAUUCACGUACAGAAAAAAAUUUGGAAGAAUUGUCAUUUAUAAAAAUUUAUGGAGGUCACAAGAUAGAAAAUCAAAGUAUUUCAUAUUCAAACCGCAUUAAAGCUGAAUGUAGAAAUAGAGAUAGAAGAUGCGCAGAUCCAACUAAAGUACUUUAUUCAGCUAAUGAAAAAAUGCAAAGAUCCAUUUUUAGCGCAGUAAAUGUAUGUUUGAGAAAAAGUAAGAAUGUCGAAAAUAUGACAGCAAAUGAUGCACUUACUGAUGGAUAUUUGGAUAAACUUAGAGAACAUGAUGAUGGUUAUAAUUUCCUAAAAACUAUUAAUCUUACACCUGCUUAUUGGGCAUGGAAAAAGAAUCUCCUUCUCCAAAUGAUAAAACAACUAGGGAAACCUACAUUGUUUUUGACACUAACUAUAUCAGAAACGCGUUGUCCAGAACUCAUUCAAGAACUUGCUAGACUCCAAGGAAUGGAUCUAUCUCUUGAAGAAAGUAUGUUCUUGAGUGAAGACAUGAAAACACGUCUAGUUCGUGAUGAUCCCGUAACUUGCGCACGAUAUUUUGAUGAAAAAUGUAAAAAUAUUAUAAAAAUGCUGCAAAUUAACCCAACAAGAGCAAAGAAUAGAAUAGGUCCCUUUGGUAAACAUUAUGUAGUUGAUUACUUUGUAAGAACAGAAUUUCAAAUGCGAGGAAGUGCCCAUCAACAUAUUUUGUUGUGGCUAAAUGAUUUCCCACAAAUUGAUGAAAGUAAUCCUAAUUCUUUUGAUGAAGCAAUUAAAAUAAUUGAUCAAAUAAUUACUUGCGAAUAUAAAGACCCCAAAGAUUUGCCAUAUAUUAGAAGACAAAUGCACAUACAUUGUAGUACGUGCUAUAAAAAGAAGAAAGAUAAAUGUAGAUUUAAUUAUCCAAUACCACCACUUGAUAAAACUGAAAUACUUUUGCCAAUACCAAAAGAAGAAAAAACUGAAAAGAUGAAAGAAAAUUAUCAAAAAAUUGCAAAUCUAACUGCAUAUUUUUCACAUAAACAUGAAGAAAUGAGUUUCCCAGACAUUUUGAAAAAACUUAAAAUGACUAGAGAAGAAUAUAUAAUGGCUUUGAGAUCUAAUAUUAAACGGUCACGUAUGUUUCUUAAACGUUCAAGUAAAGAAGUAAAUAUUAAUGCUUAUAAUGAAAGCCUAAUAAUGUGUAUAGAAUCAAAUAUGGAUAUACAAUUUGUUGUAGAAAUUUUUGCUCUAGCUAAAUAUGUUGCUGAUUAUGUAUCAAAAGCUGAAGCAGGAGUAUCAAAAAUGUUGAAAGAAAUUAAUGAUGAUACUAAAAAGCAAGGAAAUGUAACAUUGAGAGAAAAAAUGUGCAAAAUGUGUAAUGGUAUAUGUAAUUGUAAAUUUAUGUCUGCACAAGAAGCUGCUAUGUCAUGCCUAUGUAUGCCUAUGUCAAGAUGCAGUAGAUCAAAUAUUGUAAUCAAUACUAGACCAAUUAAUGAACGGGUCCGAAUUUUGAAACCUAAUGCACAACUUAAAAAAUUGGAUAAAAAUUCUAAAAAUAUAUUUGCUGAAAGUAUUUUUGAUAAAUAUAGUAAACGAGAUAAUGAGUUGGAAAAUGUAACACUCAUGGAAUAUGCAGCAGACUAUUAUAUGAAAAAGAAAACAGAUGAUGAAGAAAAUGAUGAUGAUGAUGUUACAGAGUACGGUAUGAGAAAAAAAUCAAAAAUUGUAAUGUACAAGGGAUAUAAAGAAUUUCAAGAUCCCAAUAAUUAUUAUCGAGAACAAGUUUUGCUAUUUUUACCAUGGCGAAAUGAAAAAGAAGAAAUUGAAGAUUGUGACUGUAGAAUUAAGUAUAUGAGCAAUAGACAGAGCAUAAAUGCUGUAAGAAAGAAAUUUUGUUACUUUAACGAUGAUGGUGUAUUGACACAAAUUAUAAGAGAUAGAGAAAAUGAAAAUGAUGAUGAUCAUGUCCCAGAAAGAGAUAAUCCUGUGGAUUCUGAUCAAGAAAUUGAUAUGUUUCCCGAUGAAAAAGGUGGUACCACUAGCAAUAAAAAGGCAUUUCAAUAUGUAUGCCCAGAAAGAAUUCAAAAAGAAGAUAUUUGUAAAAAUUUGCAACAACUAAAUGUUAAACAACGUGAAAUAGUAAUGUAUAUUUAUCAAUGUAUAAGAAAUGGUAAUUUACCACUAAGGAUUUUCCUCUCCGGUUCAGCUGGUGUUGGAAAAUCCAAAGUGAUCAAUUGCCUAUAUCAACUAAUAACACAGUACUAUGACAAUUUGCCAGGUAGUAACCCUGAAUCUAUAAAAGUACUUCUAACUGCCCCUUCAGGAAAAGCAGCAUUUUUGAUCAAUGGUAUGACAAUACAUACUGCCUUUGCAAUUAAUAAUACAAAAUGCACAGACUCUUUGUCGCCUGAUGCAGCCAAUACAAUUCGAUCAAAAUUGAAAGAUGUAAAAGUACUAAUUGUAGAUGAGAUAUCUAUGGUAGGUUCAAAUAUAAAUUCUAAAAUGGAUAAUAGAAUGAGACAAAUAUGUGGCAUUAAUGAAAGUUAUGGCGGAAAAUCUGUCAUAUUUGUAGGAGAUUUGAAACAAUUGAAACCUGUAAAGGAUAAAUACGUUUUUGAGAAAAAUCUAUUGCAUACAGAUGCUGAAUUUGUUGAUUACGAAGAAAGAAAUGUACUAUGGGAAGAAUUUAAGUAUUAUGAAUUGACAGAAAUUAUGCGUCAAAAAGAUGAUUUGUCAUUUACUGUAGCACUAAAUAAUUUGGCAAAUGGUACAAUGACAGAAGACGACAUAAAACUAAUUCAAUCAAGACAAGUUGAAAAUGAUGAUAAAGUACCCUUAGAAGCUAUAAGGCUAUUUUAUUAUCGAAAACAUGUCCGAAGCUACAAUAAUAAUAAAAUUGAAAAUUUCCCUGGUGACCCUCACUUAUCAGUAGCUAAAGAUAAAGUAUUAGAAUCAAAUACCACAGAUAAAAAGGCUAAAGAAGACAUACUAGCCAAAGUUGCAAUUCAAGACCCAGAAAAAACUGGUGGAUGUAUGUAUGAAUUGAAAUUGAAAGUCGGUAUAAAGUAUAUGGUUAUUAAUAAUAUAGAUGUUGAAGAUGGACUAGUUAAUGGUGCAACUGGAACUCUUCGACAUAUAACUUUUAAUCCAACCGAUAAUUCAGUUCACACUGUUUGGCUAGAAUUUCCUGAAGAUAGAGUAGGAAGAAAAUUAAAAUGUCAAGCUCGCUUUCAGAGCUACCUCACAAAGAAUAAUCUUCCAAACAAUCUUGUUCCAAUUGAAAAACAAGUAAUCACAUUUGAUUUUUCAGAAAAAUCAAAAACUGUAAUAAUUGCUAGAAAACAAUUGCCACUAAUACCAGGUGAAGCUGUAACUAUACAUAAAAGUCAAGGGCAGACAUAUAAUUCAAUUUGUAUUGACUUUACAAAAGGAGAGCUGCUAAAUAUUAAUCUAAUUUAUGUUGCAUUUAGCAGAGUUGUUUCACUAUUAGGUUUGUUUAUAAUUGGCAAAUUUAAAGUACCAAAGGCCCAAGGUGAAGAUCACCCAGUACAGAGAGAAAUGAAAAGAUUGAAAAAUGAAAAAUUACUCGUAAUUCCCAUGCAAAAGAUUCUAUGUGAAAAUAAAGAUAAGUUUAAAAUUUGUUAUCAAAAUAUUGUAUCUCUAAACAAACAUUUUAAUGAUGUACUAUGUGAUGUUUGGUACAAAAACUUUGAUAUAAUUGUACUUUCUGAGACAAAAACUAUAAAAGAUACUGAUGUACCAAUUUUGGAAAAUUAUAAAAUUCUCUAUAGAUGUGAUAAUGAAAUCCAAAAAAUUGGAGGACUAAUCUGUUAUGUAAAGAAUGAUUGUGAAAUUGAAAUUAAAAUCAAAUCUGAACAACUUUACUCAGAUAGAGAAAAAGUUUUCAGUGUCACCCUAUUCUUAAUUGAAAUCAAUAAUAAUUUGUCAAUAAUUACUGGAUAUAAAUCACCUCAAACUCCAUUCGCAAAGUUUAAGAAUUCAUUUGAGAAUUUGUACUCUCAAGUUGCAAAUCAGUCUGAAGUGAUAAUAAUGGGUGAUUUUAAUUUUAAUGCAUAUGAAGGAAAGGAAGAUAAAAAUUUUGUAAAACUUAUGAAAGAAUAUAAUUUAAGUAAUCAAUUGGAUCCUAAAGGAUCAACAACAAAGUGUGACAACCAAUUGGAUGUAAUUUUUGCAAAUAUUGUAAAUCCUAUUGUCACAGGAAUUUAUGAAAGUUACUUUUCUGACCAUAAGCCUGUAUAUUGUAUGCUAAGUAUUUAAAAAAAAAAUGAAUGGAACAGAUCGAAAAGGGCACUAUUCGUUGUUCGCGCCAUUCCUUUCAAGUUCAGUUUAUAUUUUUUGUCUUUAAAAAUAUAAUUCUGUCGAAAGAAGAGAAUGAAUUACAAUAUUUAAAUGCUUUACUUUAUUUCAACUAUUUCAAUCAACUAUUUUUGGUUGGAAUUGAAAUACAUUAUAAAGCCAUUUUUUUUUUUAUUAAAUCAUGCGAAAUUGUGCCGUGCUCGAUCUGUUCCAUUUGUUAAAAAAAAUCUAACAAAAAAUAACUUAUAUAAAAAAUAUAUGUAUGUAAAUUUAAAAUUUUAAUUUUUUGUCGAACCAUUUUAUUUGUAAUAUUGAAAGCAUAAUAAAAUUUUAUGUUUAUUUAAAACUAAUAAUAAUCUAUUAAUUUUGGCAGCCAUUUAUGUUCAUCACCUUAU
Messenger RNA from Lutzomyia longipalpis, 10661 nucleotides. RefSeq lists its product as uncharacterized. Gene Ontology annotation, biological process: telomere maintenance; DNA repair. The coding region runs from base 1420 to 10227 and encodes 2935 amino acids. The transcript has 2 exons. Gene Ontology annotation, molecular function: DNA helicase activity. Lineage: Eukaryota; Metazoa; Arthropoda; Insecta; Diptera; Psychodidae. The record is from RefSeq and is a predicted model, not a curated record.